Acaulospora morrowiae is the source of this 1620-nucleotide messenger RNA. Lineage: Eukaryota; Fungi; Glomeromycota; Glomeromycetes; Diversisporales; Acaulosporaceae. The record is from the annotation of a GenBank genome assembly.
AUGAAACCUACCCAUAUAUUAAUCAUUACAUUAGUUAUAUUCACUUCAAUAACAUUUGCGAUAAUACCACCACCGUCCAUAAUUCGACUAAAGUUAGCUUUGCGAAAUGUCACAUCCACUCCAAAUGCUGUCCAAGAUUGUAAAAAAAAAUUUCAUUUCAAACUACUGAAUUUGCAUAAUUGCAUAUACAAAAGAGCGAAUCAGAAAAAUACACCUAAAAAAAAAAUCGUUUCUCAGUCAGGAACUGAAUUCUUUUCGACUUCCUCAGAAACCGAUUUCACUUCAACUUCCACAAGAAUUAGUUCACCAACAAUAAUUUCUUCAACGGGUGCGUCAACUUCUAGUAAAAGUAUUACGAGUACUUCAACUUCUAGUAAAAGUAUUACGAGCACUUCAACUUCUAGUAAAACCAUUACGAGUACUUCAACUUCUAGUAAAACUAUUACGAGUACGUCAACUUCUAAAAGUGUCACAAUUUCUUCAACGAGUGCGUCAACUUCUACAAAAAGUAUUCCGAGUACUUCUCUUUCUUCAAAAAGUGUAACAAAAACAACAAUUUCUUUAACGAGAACAUCAACUUCCACAAAAGUCAGCUCGACGAGUAUACCAAAAUCGACCCCCUCUCCGAUGCAAAUCCAAGCAGUCGGUGUCAUUGGUUUAACAAAUGAUGUUGAGUGGGUGGCACAAAUUGCAGUAGGCACACCACCGCAACCAUUUCUCAUUAGCAUUGACACCGCUUCGGCAGAUCUUUGGAUCCCCUCUAUUAAAUGUACCAAAUGUGGAAAGAGCAGACUAUUCAAUCCUCAAAAAAGCAGCACUUUUACCGCGAUUAAUUCACGUUUUCAAAUUCAAUACGCCGAUGGGGGUAGCGCUACGGGAUUGGUUGAACAGGAUACAAUACAAAUAGGAUAUAUGAAUAUAAAAAAUCAAAAGUUCGCUAUGGUCGACAAUUUAAGUCAAGAUUUUAUGGCGGAUGUUGUUGAUGGAAUUAUGGGAUUAGGCUAUGAUUCACUAGCAGCGGCCACCGGUACAUCUACACCUCUCUCCAACAUGUUAAACCAAGGAUUAAUACCGCGUGCAAUCUUCUCGGUUCAACUUCGCCCUGCUCGUAUUAAAUCUUCUUACGGGGGUGAAUUCACAUUUGGUGGGGUGGAUACUAGUUUAUUUACAGGACCAAUUACAUAUACAAGUGUAACACAACAACUGUACUGGCAAAUCUCGAUUGAUGGCGUCGAGAUGAAUGGGCAGAUCAUAAGUGGAAGCCAACAAGUUAUAGUGGACACAGGAACUUCUUUAAUGGUUCUUGGGACGGAUGUGGUUAAUAAUAUUAUUAAAACAGUUAAAGGGAGGUAUGAUUCGUCUACUGGAACGUGGCAGGUCCCAUGUAAUAUGGCUAAUGGAGCGAAUGCAGUGAAAAUCGCGAUUAGAAUAAAUAAUGUUGCGUGGACGAUCAAUCCUUUGGAUCUUGUAAGAGAACGAGUGUCGCGCUCCAACAAAUUUUGUUAUUCAGGAAUGGUAUCAACUGAUGAAAACGUGUGGAUACUUGGAGGUGUAUUUCUGAAAAAUGUUUAUGUAAGUAAUUUAUCGACAUUUCUGGAAAGAGUUAAGCGAAAGCUUUGA